Molecule: messenger RNA, 17919 nt
Organism: Phasianus colchicus (ring-necked pheasant)
Lineage: Eukaryota; Metazoa; Chordata; Aves; Galliformes; Phasianidae
Gene: PRKDC
Product: protein kinase, DNA-activated, catalytic subunit
Biological process (GO): immunoglobulin V(D)J recombination; intrinsic apoptotic signaling pathway in response to DNA damage; double-strand break repair via nonhomologous end joining
Cellular component (GO): nucleus
Molecular function (GO): protein binding; DNA-dependent protein kinase activity
Source: RefSeq, a predicted model, not a curated record
GAUAGGGAAAGGGGGAACUCGGUCCGCAGAAGGGAAGGCGGAAGGAGGUGAUCACAUCGGGCCCUCGGGAUCGCGGUGCUGUCCUGCCUGAAGGCUCACAGUGCGGGCGGCAGCACGGUGCGGGCCUCUCGCCGUCCCACGGAACGCUAAUCGCCGUGGGUCGAACGGCGCAUCCCCCCUCAGCGCGGAGUGGUACCGCCCUCGGUUGAUCAAGUUUCGCGGCAAAACGAGUCCUGCGGGCGGGCCGGGGGGAGCGGCCCAUUCUCCGUGAAGGCGGGAGGGUGAUGCUUGCUGGUCGGUACAGGCAACUUUCCGGAGAGAUAAAAACCCUACGUGGCGCUUCUCCACACGUCCUUGCCCUACUGAAACGUUCCGCCCAGAAUUUGCCCGCCGUUCUCCUUCCUCAGAGUGCGCCAACCCGGAUACAACAGAGCCGCCUUCCCCCCAUCACCCCAGGCAGCGUUGGGUCGGUCCGAGGGGCGGCCCCUCCCGGCCCGCUGUGCGCACUGAGCAGGAUGGCGGGCGGCGUGCAGGAGUGCCUCCAGCAGCUGCACGGCUGCCUGCAGCCCGGCGAUGCCAUGCGCGGCUACGGGCUGCUGCGCGGCCUCGGCGAAGCCUGCCUCACCUGCUCGGCCGGCGGCGCGCUGGCGCUGCACGUCUCCCUGGUGUUCGCCCCGGAGCGCGGCCUGCUGGCUUUCAUCUGCCGCUCGCUCGGCGUGGAGGAGUUUCGAGAAUGCAGGGAAGAAGCGCUGAAGUUUCUCUGCGUCUUUUUGGAAAAGAUUGGAGAGAGAGUUCAUCCUUACGCCUGCAGCCUUAAGCAAACUUGCAUUAGUGUUUAUACAAAGGAGAGGGCAGCAAAAUGUAAAAUUCCAGCUCUGGAACUUCUGAUUAAGUUGCUCCAAAGCUUACGACGUUCCUGUCUGAUGGAAGAGAUGAAAGUUGGGGAAAUCUUUAAUAAGUUCUAUGGGGAGCUUGCUAUAAGAACUAAAGUUUCUGAUACAGUACUUGAGAAGAUCUAUGAGCUUUUGGGAGUUUUGGGAGAAGUCCAUCCUACUGACAUGAUUAACAACUCUGAAAAACUAUUCCGAGCGUAUUUGGGAGAGCUUAAAACACAGAUGACAUCAGCUACAAGGGUCCCCAAGCUACCUGUUGUAGCAGGAUGCCUGAGGGGACUGACUGCACUCAUGUACAACUUUACCAAGUCUGUGGAUGAAGAUGCUCAAACUUCAAAGGAAAUUUUUGAUUUUGCAGUGAAGGCUAUCAGGCCACAGGUUGAUCAGAAGCGAUAUGCAGUACAUUUAGCUGGUUUACAGUUGUUCAGCUGGCAUGCUGCUCAGUUUGGUACCCUGCUCUUGGACAGCUAUGUCAUGCUCUUUGAAACAAUGUGUAGAUGGUGUGGCCACACAAAUCAAGAGCUGAAGAAAGCCGGUCAUAAUGCACUAGAUUCAUUCCUCAAGCAGAUGUCUUUAAUGGUGGCGAAGGAUGCAGAGCUACACAGGAGCAAAUUGAAGUUCUUUAUGGAGCAGUUCUAUGGGAUCAUCAGAAGAAUGGAUUCGAGCAACAAGGAGCUGUCCAUUGCUAUUCGUGGAUAUGGGCUAUUUGCAGCACCCUGCAAAGCUGUACAUCCUACAGAUGUUGAUGCCAUGUAUGUUGAGCUCCUGCAGCGCUGUAAGCAAAUGUACCUCACAGAGGGAGAGACAGUGGAUGACCGUCUGUAUCAGCUUCCAAGUUUCCUCCAGUCCAUAGCAAGUGUGAUAUUCCAUUUAGACAAAAUUCCAGAAGUGUACACUCCAGUUCUUGAACAUCUAGUUGUGCUACAAAUCAAUAGCUUUCCACAAUACAGUGAAAAAAUGCAGUUAGUCUGUUGCAGAUCUAUAAUAAAGGUGUUUCUAGCCCUCUCAAUAAAAGGUCCUGUUCUCUGGAGUUUCAUUGGCACGGUUGUGCAUCAGGGAUUAAUCAGAGUAUUCUCCAAGCCAAUGACGUUUUCAAAGGAUGUUUUCGGAAAAGAAACUUCUGGAUCAGAAGACUUCCCAGAAUCUGGAGAAGUUGAGACAGCAAAAUGGAAAGUACCAACCUAUAAGGACUAUUUGUAUCUCUUCAGAAGUUUACUGAGCUGUGACAUGAUGAAGGAAUCCAUUUUUGAAGAAGAAAACUUUCUUACUGGAAAUUCAGCACUGCAGUCUCUGAAUCGAUUGCUGUAUGAUGAACUCAUAAAAUCUAUUUUGAAGAUUAUUGAGAAGUUGGAUCUGACUGUUCAGAAACUGAAUGUCCACGAGCAGGAUGAAAAUGAAACUGACAAUGCUUUUAUUGGACCUACUUCUGACCCUACUUCGAACCUUCAGCCAAAGAAACCUACGGACUUUAUUGCCUUUAUAAACCUGGUAGAAUUCUGCAGAGACAUACUUCCAGAUAAACAUGUUGAAUACUUUCAGCCUUGGGUUUAUUCCUUUGGUUACGAGCUUAUUGUACAUUCAACGAGACUACCUCUUAUCAGUGGAUUUUACAAGCUGCUUUCUGUUACAAUGAAGAUUGCCAAGAAAAUAAAAUACUUUGAGGGUGUCAGUCCAAAGAGUCUCAGAAAAGCUACUGAAGACCCUGAGAAGAGUUCUUGCUUUGCCCUGUUUGCGAAGUUUGGAAAAGAGGUUACAGCAAAAAUGAAACAGUAUAAAGAUGAGUUGUUGGCAUCCUGUCUAAACUUUUUACUUUCUUUACCCCAUGACAUCAUCAUGCUUGAUAUCAAAGCUUAUAUUCCUGCACUGCAGAAUGCAUUUAAGCUGGGCCUUAGCUGUACACCAAUGGCUGAUCUGGGACUGGAUGCUUUGGAAGAUUGGUCAGCUCACAUCCCCAGGCAUAUAAUGCAACCUUAUUAUAAGGAUGUGCUACCUCUUCUUGAUGGUUAUUUGAAAAGCUCUGCAAGUACAGUUGAACCCCAAAAUAACUGGGAAGUAAGGAAGCUUUCCCGAGCAGCCCAGAAAGGAUUUAACAAAAUUGUGAUACAGCGUUUAAGAAAAGCAAAAACUUCUUCAUUGGAUGACAGUCCCUCCUUGGAAGCAGUGAGGACUAGAGUGGCUCGCCUUCUUGGCUCUUUAGGAGGGCAGAUCAACCACAACUUAAUUACGGCCACCUCUGCAGAAGAGAUGAUGAAGAAAUGUGUGUCCUGGGACACCGAGAACCACCUGAGCUUUGCUGUGCCAUUUGCAGACAUGAAGCCUGUCAUCUACUUGGAUGUGUUUCUGCCUCGUGUGACUGACCUGGCUCUUUCUGCAAGUGACAGACAAACAAAGGUUGCAGCAUGUGAACUGCUACAUAGCAUUGUUGCAUAUAUGCUGGGGAAAGCAUCUCAGAUGCCAGAAAGACAACAGGGUCCACCACCCAUGUAUCAGUUAUACAAACGAAUAUUUCCAGUACUGCUUCGUCUUGCCUGUGAUGUAGACCAGGUAACGAGACAGUUGUAUGAGCCUUUAGUCAUGCAGCUCAUUCACUGGUUUACAAACAACAAGAAAUUUGAGAGUCAAGAUACAGUGACGUUUCUGGAAGCUAUCUUGAGUGGCAUAGUGGAUCCAGUUGACAGCACUCUGAGAGAUUUCUGUGGUCAAUGUGUGCGAGAAUUUUUGAAGUGGUCUAUUAAGCAGACAACACCGAGACAGCAGGAGAAAAGCCCAGCAAACACCAAGUCUCUUUUUAAAAGAUUAUAUAGUCUUGCUCUUCAUCCCAGUGCUUUCAAGAGACUAGGUGCAGCGCUUGCUUUUAACAGCAUCUACAGAGAAUUUAGGGAAGAGAAUUCUCUGGUGGAACAGUUUGUGUUUGAAGCAUUGGUGGUAUUUCUGGAAAGUCUGGCUUUAACCCAUACAGAUGAGAAAUCAUUAGGUACCACCCAACAAUGUUGUGAUGCUAUUAAUCACCUGAAGCGCAUAAUCAAGCAUAAAGCACCUGCUCUGAACAAGGAAGGAAAACGGCGGGUACCACGGGGAUUUCCAGCUACUAAGUCAGUGUGCCUUCAGGAUGUUGUCAUGUGGCUCUUAGUGCAGUGUGGACGACCUCAGAUGGAGUGUCGACAUAAAGCCAUGGAGCUCUUUUAUGAAUUUGUUCCUUUAUUACCAGGAAACAAUUCUCCAUCUUCUUGGCUGGCUGAUGUUUUAAAAGAGAGAGGUGUUUCCUUCCUUACUAAUAAAUUUGAAGGAGGUGGCAGUGAUGCCAAAAGCCCAUCUGGGAUUCUUUCUCAGCCAACUCUCCGUAGUAUGCAGGAGCCCUUUAGUUUACCGACUGUCAUGAGGUGGAUGGACAUGUUCUUAGCAGCACUGGAUUGCUACAAUACUUUCUUUGAGCUGCGAAUGAUCAAGCCUCAUGAAAUACUGGGUGUAAAUGACAAGUCUUCAUUCUUGAAAGCAGUGGAUUUCUUCCUUGAAACUAUUGCCUUGCAUGAUAUUCAUGCAGCAGAGCAGUGCUUUGAUUGCAGGUCAAGAGGCAACAUAUUCAGUCCUCAAGAGAGAGAAGUAUAUAAUUACAGUAAGUGUACAAUUAUCGUGCGAAUCAUGGAGUUUGUCACCAUGAUCCUGGAAACGUGCCAGCAGGAUUUCUGGAAGCUACUUGAGAAGGAAUUGCUUAAUGCAAACUUUGUAGAGCUUCUGGUGAUGACAGUGUGUGAUCCAUCACAUAUAGGGUUUAAUACAGCUGAUGUACAAGUCAUGAAAAAUCUCCCGGAUAUCUCAGUGAGACUCUUGAAAGCUUUGAUGAAAUCUCCCUAUAAAGAAGAUUUGCAAGUAUCUUUAAGAGAGAGAAUCACCCCACAGAGCUUUGAGGACCUUUGUUCUGUUGAUCUGUUUAAUUCAGAUGCGCGUUUUGAUCAAGUUAGGUUCAGUGCUGUUCUUUCUGCCUGCAAGCAACUCCAGAAAUCUGGUCUGCUUCAUUCUGUUCUUCACAAUCAGGGUGGAAGGCCUCAUUCCUCAAUUGGCUCUAAGCUUCUUUCAGUUGUUUAUAAAGGCAUUGCACCUGGGAGUGAAAGAAGCUCUCUUCCAGCAGUAGACAUCAGCAGUAAGCGAUUAGCUGAUAGACUCCUGCAGCUUGCCUUUGCCAUUGAUGACCAGUGUGAGGAGCUAGUAAGUCUGCUGUUGAACACAGUGGUGUUAUCUGUGCCGUUAUCCGAAGCCUCAGAGAGAAACUUUGUCAAUUUUUCUCAUGGACAGUAUUUCUACAGCCUGUUCUCAGACACCAUUAAUCAGCAGCUGCUAAAAAAUCUGGAUGUGAUAGUAGUCCAGCUUAUGGAAUCAUCUGUCAGCAAUCCCCAAAUGGUUGGAAGCAUUUUGAAUGGCAUGUUAGAUCAGAGUUUUAGGGAGCGUACCAUACGCAAGCAGCAAGGAGUGAAACUGGUCACAGCAGUACUGAGAAACUGGAAGAGACUUGACAGCUGGUGGGCCAAAGGUUCAUCUCCUGAGAGCAAAAUGGCAGUCUUGACUCUGCUGGCAAAAGUUCUCCAGAUAGACUCUUCAGUUUCUUUCAAUACCAGUCAUGAAGCAUUUACAGCUGUUUUUGAUACCUAUACCAGUCUACUUACUGAUCAGAAUUUAGGCUUAAAUCUGAAGGGCCAGGCAGUGAUAAUUCUUCCAUUCUUCACUAAUUUGACUGGAGAAAAACUUAAUGAACUUAAGAAUGCUCUUGAUCAACUUGUAGCUUUCAAUUUUCCUAUGAGUUCAGAUGAGUUUCCCAAAGGAACCUUAAAGCACAAUAACUAUGUGGACUGCACUAAGAAGUUUUUAGAUGCUUUAGAGUUGUCUCAGAGUCCAGUGUUGUUGCAGUUGAUGACAGAAGUCCUCUGUAGGGACCAUAGACAUUCUAUGGAGGACUUAUUUCAAGCCAGCUUCAAAAGAAUUUCCAGAAGGAGCAGCGCUGACAAACAAGUGGUACUGCUGGACACUGUUCACAAGAUGUUCCAGAAUGAAGACCUUCUUUCAAAUACUGUCCGUCAAGCUUUUGUGGAUCGCUCUCUCCUCACUCUCAUGUCACACUGCAGCUUGGAUGCUUUGAGAGAGUUUUUUUGCAAGAUUAUAGUGCAGGCUAUGGAUACACUUAAUUCCAGGUUUACAAAGUCCAAUGAAAGUGUUUUUGAUACACAAAUCACCAAGAAAAUGUGUUAUUACAAGCUGCUGGAAGUGAUGUAUAUACGUCUUUCGAAAGAGGAUGUUCACUCCAAGGACUCUAAAAUUAACCAAGCUUACCGUGGUUCUGCAAGUGUAGAAGGAAAUGAACUUACCAAGGCACUAAUAAAGUUGUGCUAUGAUGCAUUUACAGAAAACAUGGCAGGGGAGAGUCAGCUGCUGGAGAAGAGGAGACAGUAUCAUUGUGCAGCAUAUAAUUGUGCUAUUGCUGUUAUUAGUUGUGUCUUCACUGAAAGUAAAUUUUAUCAAGGCUUUCUCUUUACAGAAAAAUCAGAAAAGAACUUGCUGAUUUUUGAAAACUUGAUAGACUUGAAGCGUCAGUACAUGUUUCCUGUAGAAAUUGAGGUUCCCCUUGAAAGGAAGAAAAGAUACAUUGCUAUUAGAAAAGAAGCCAGAGAGGCAUGGAAUGAUGGUCAGGAUGAACCCAAGUAUUUAGCUUCUGCAUCAUACAUGAUGGAUAGCAGUUUGAGUGAGGAAAUGAGUCAGUUUGAUUUUUCUACUGGAGUCCAAGGUUUUUCUUAUAGCUCCCAGGAUGUUGCAGCUAGCAGUGCUCACUUCAGGAGAAAGGAGACAUCAGAAUACAUGGUUUUAAAUGACGAGUUGGAACUGGAGAUGGAUGAACUUAACCAACAUGAGUGUAUGGCACCAAUGACCACUCUGAUUAAGCAUAUGCAGAGGAACCAGAUCACACCCAAAGUGGAAGAGGGCAUGGUUCCUGUAGACCUUCCUCUUUGGAUGAAAUUUCUGCAUAGUAAGUUAGGAAAUCCGUCUGUGCCAUUAAAUAUUCGCCUCUUCAUAGCAAAACUUAUUGUUAAUACCGAGGAUGUUUUCCGACCCUAUGCAAAGCAAUGGCUUGGUCCAAUGCUGCAGCUUGUUGUUUCUGGCAAUAAUGGAGGCGAAGGGAUUCAUUAUAUGGUAGUGGAAAUAGCAGUUACUGUUCUUUCCUGGACGAGUGUAACUACUCCCAAAGGGAAUAUUAAGGAUGAGAUUUUGGCCAACAGGUUGCUUGAAUUCUUGAUGAAGAAUGCCUUUCAUCAGAAACGAGCUGUGUUCAGACACAAUCUGGAAAUCAUAAAGACAGUUAUAGAGUGUUGGAAGAACUGUCUCUCCAUACCUUACAGCUUAAUAUUUGAAAAGUUUUCUAGUGGAGAUCCUGAUACAAAGGACAACUCAGUGGGAAUUCAGCUGCUGGGAAUUGUUCUAGCUAACAAUUUACCUCCCUAUGACCUGAAGUGUGAAAUAGAUCGUGUCAGGUAUUUUCAGGCUCUGAUCAGUAACAUGGGUUUAUUAAGGUAUAAAGAAGUUUAUGCAGCUGCAGCAGAGGUGUUGGGACUUGCUCUUCAGUAUAUAGCUGAGAGACAAAAUAUACUUGAAGAUCCAGUUUAUGAUUGUGUCAUAAAACAAUUAAAACAUCAUCAGAACUCCCAACAGGAUAAGUUUAUAAUAUGCUUGAAUAAAGUUGUUAAGAAUUUUCCUCCUCUUGCCGACAGGUUUAUGAAUGCAGUAUUCUUCUUAAUACCAAAACUUCAUGGUGUGAUGAAAAACUAUUGUCUGGAAGUAAUUAUGUGCCGAGCGGAGGAAAUACCUGAUCUUUAUCUGCAGUUAAAGAGUAAAGACUUCAUCCAGAUCAUGAAACACAGGGAUGAUGAAAGACAAAGGGUUUGUUUGGAUAUAAUAUACAAGAUGCUGUCUACACUGAAACCACCAGAACUUAAAGAACUUCUUCCUGGAGUGACAGGGUUCAUUUCUCACCCUUCUGUAAUAUGUCGACAGCGCAUGUAUGAUAUUCUGAUGUGGAUUUAUGAUAAUUACAGUGAUCCAGAAAGCCAAGCAGAUGAUGAUUCUCAGGAAGUGCGCGGACUGGCAAAAGAAAUCCUGCUUCAGGGACUGAUUGAUGAGAAUGCUGAACUGCAAUUAAUUGUUAGGAAUUUUUGGAGUGACGAGACAAGAUUACCUGCAAAUAUUCUUGAUCGUAUGUUGAUGUUGUUAAGUUCUUUAUAUUCUGCCAAGAUUGAAACACAGUACUUGAGUCUGAUCACAAAUUUUCUGCUUGAAAUGACCAGCAAAAGCCCAGAUUAUUCCAGAAAAAUAUUUGAGCACCCUCUAUCUGAAUGCAAAUUUCAGGACUUUGUAAUUGAUUCCAGUUGGCGUUAUCGAAGUACUAUGCUCACACCUAUGUUUGUGGAGACUCAGGCUUCACAGAGUACUAACAGGAAUUCAUCACAAGAAAGAUCCCUUUCCGUUUCUGGGUCAGUGGGUGGUCGAGUGAGAGCUACCCAAAGGCAAUAUGAAUUUACACCUACACAGAAUGUCAGUGGUAGAAGUUCUUUUAAUUGGCUAACUGGAAACAGCAUUGACACUUUGGCAGAGUAUACGGUUCCUUCUUCCUCUGAGUCUUUGUCUUCAUCCAUGCUGUUAGUUAACAAACGGAGUGAAAAAUUUAAACAAGCAGCCUUUAAACCUGUGGGGCCAGAUUUUGGGAAAAAAAGGCUGAGUUUACCUGGUGAUAAAGUGGACAGCAAAACUAAAGGUAUAGAUGAACGAGCAGAAAUUCUAAGACUGCGGAGGCGUUUCUUGAAGGACCAAGAGAAAGUCAGUCUGAUUUAUGCUAGAAAAGGUGUGGCUGAACAGAAAAGAGAAAAGGAGAUGAAAUCUGAGCUGAAGAUGAAGUUUGAUGGCCAGGUUACUUUGUACAGAAGUUACCGUGUAGGAGACCUUCCUGACAUCCAGAUUGAACACUCCAGCUUCAUUGCCCCUCUACAGGGCCUCGCCCAGAAAGAUCCAACAUUUGCCAAGCAACUUUUCAGCACUUUGUUUGGUGGAAUUUUUCAUGAGGUGGAAAAAUCUAAAAUUCUCUCUGAGAAAAAAGUCAUCAUCCAGAAGCUGCUGAAGGACUUCAAUCAUUUCCUUAGUACAAGCCUUUCUUACUUCCCACCAUUCAUUGCGUGCAUCCAGGAGAUAAGUUACAAGCACAGAGAGCUGCUGGAGCUGGAUUCAGCUAACGUGAGCACGAGCUGCCUUGCAAGUCUGCAGCAGCCCGUAGGCAUCCUUCUUCUGGAGCAGGCCCUGAUGGCGCUGUCCCCUGCAGAGGAGCCCCCGUCUAAGCGGAUGCGCGGCAGGACGGAGCUCCCCCCAGAUGUCAUCAGAUGGCUUGAGCUUGCUAAGCUUUACCGCUCUCUGGGAGAUUAUGAUGUCCUUCGUGGUAUUUUCAGUGGUAAGAUUGGGACUAAGAAAAUUACACAGCAAGCAUUGCUGGCAGAAGCAAGGAGUGAUUAUGCUGAAGCAGCUAAAUGUUAUGAUGAGGCACUCUCCAAAGAAGACUGGGAAGAUGGGGACCCAACUGAAGCAGAGAAAGACUUCUGGGAACUUGCAUCUCUGGAAUGCUAUGACCACCUCACAGAGUGGAAGUCUCUGGAGUAUUGUGCUACUGUUAAUAUUGACAGUGGUAAACCUCCAGACCUGAGCAAAACAUGGAAUGAUCCAUUUUAUCAGGAGACAUAUCUGCCCUAUAUAAUACGCAGUAAGUUGAAGCUACUGCUCAAUGGGGAAAAUGACCAGACUUUGCUGACUUUCAUUGAUGAGGCAAUGAAGACAGAACAGAAGAAAGCUCUGAUGGAAAUGCAUUACAGCCAAGAGCUUAGUCUCCUUUACAUCCUGCAAGAUGAUUUUGACAGAGCCAAAUAUUACAUUGGCAAUGGCAUGCAGAUCUUCAUGCAGAGCUAUUCUAGUAUUGAUACUUUAUUAUACCAAAGUCGAAUGAGCAAACUGCAGUCUGUACAAGCUUUGACAGAAAUACAGGAUUUCAUCAAUUUUAUGACUAAAACAAGUAACUUAGCUCCAAGGGCUAAAUCCCUGAAGAGACUUCUCAGAACUUGGACAAGCAGAUAUCCAGAUGCUAAAAUGGAUCCCAUGAACAUCUGGGAUGAUAUCAUUACAAAUCGGUGCUUCUUUCUUGACAAGCUGCAAGAGAAAUUUCUCUGUGAUCAGGCCAAUGAUAGUAUGGAGGUGGAUGAAGAAAAUGGUGUUGGAGACCAAAUGGAAGUAGAUCAACAGGAUGAAGACAUUCACUCAAUGAUUAGAAGCUGCAAAUUUAACAUGAAACUGAAGAUGAUAGACAGUGCCAGAAAACAGAACAGCUUCUCUGUUGCCAAGAAGCUUUUGAAGGACCUGCGCAGAGAGGCCCGAACGAGGGAGGACUGGCUGGUGAGGUGGAACUGUGCCUACUGCCGCUUCGUGCAUAGCUGCAGCCAGAGCCAGAGUUGUCCUGAACGAGUGCUUUCUGUGUUAAAAACCAUCUCCCUGCUAGAAGAUACCAAGUCAGACUACCUUAACGAGAACAUGAUGGCCUUCCGAAACCAGAAUCUUCUGCUGGGUACUACAUACCACAUCAUGGCCAAUGCUCUUAGUCAGGAUCCAAAAUGCUUUGAGCAAAUAGAGGAAGAAAAAGCUGGGAAAAUAUUGGAACUGUUGGGAGAAAGUUCUCAGAGUCCUAAAAAGAUAUUAGCAGGUCUGAACAAGAGAGCUUUUCAGUGUUUCAGCAGUGCUGCAAGGAAGUCUGAAGAGGAAGUGCAGUCCCUCUCCAUGGAACACGUUGAUGUGAAGGGAGUUAUCACUGCAUAUAUGACUUUGGUUGGUUUCUGUGACCAACAUCUGCGUAAGGAAGAAGAAGGCUCACUUGAAAUUAACGCUGCAGAUCUGCAGCUAUUCCCAGCUAUUGUGGUGGAGAAAAUGAUAAAAGCUUUAAAACUGAACUCCAGAGAAGCCAGGCUGAGGUUUCCUCGACUGCUACAAAUAAUUGAAAGAUAUCCAGCAGAGACACUGGGUCUGGUGACACGAGAGCUCUCUUCAGUUCCCUGCUGGCAGUUCAUCGGUUGGAUUAGCCAGAUGAUGGCACUCCUUGACAAGGAUGAGGCAGUGGCUGUGCAGCACACUGUUGAAGAGAUCGCAGAUACCUACCCCCAGGCAAUCAUCUACCCAUUCAUGAUCAGCAGUGAGAGUUUCUGCUUCAAAGAUACCGCAGCAGGCUGUAAGAACAAGGAGUUUGUAGCAAGCAUUAAGAACAAGUUGGACAGAGGAGGAGUAGUUCAAGAUUUUAUUCGCUCCCUGGAACAGCUCUCUAAUCCUGUAAUGCUUUUUAAGGACUGGGUUGAGGAUGUCAGAAAUGAACUUGUAAAAACUCAGAGGAAUAAAAUUAAACUUAAGGAAAUGUAUGAAGGAAUGUACAAGAAUUUGGGAGAUGUGAAGGCUCCUGGUCUUGGAUGGCUGAGGAAACAGUUUGUUCAGGCUUUUGGGAAGGAUUUUGACAGUCAUUUUGGAAAAGACGGUUCAAAGCUGUUGGAUAUGAAGGCCUGUGAUUUUAAUGAGAUCACAACAUCUCUUCUCACAAAAAUGAACAAAACCCAUAAAGAACCUGCAAACCUGAAAGAGUGUUCACCAUGGAUGAGUGAAUUCAGAGCUGAGUUCUUGAGGAAUGAGCUGGAGGUCCCUGGUCAGUAUGAUGGGAAGGGGAAACCUCUGCCAGAGUACCACGUGAAGAUCUCUGGGUUUGAUGAACGGAUAAUGGUAUUGGAAUCCUUGAGGAAACCCAAGCGCAUAACAAUCCGAGGCAGCGAUGAGCAGGAGCAUCCUUUUCUUGUCAAAGGUGGAGAAGACCUGCGACAAGACCAACGCAUUGAGCAGCUGUUUGAUGUAAUGAACAUCGUCCUUUCCCGAGAUGCUGCCUGCAGCCAAAGGAAUAUGCAGUUGAAAACUUACCAGGUCAUCCCCAUGACCACAAGGCUGGGACUCAUCAAAUGGCUGGAAAAUACCUGUACUUUGAAAGAAUUCCUGAGGAACAGCAUGACUGAAGAGGAAGACACCAACUAUAACAGUCGAAAAGGACCUCGUGCUGCCUAUAGUGACUGGCUGUCCAAAAUAGGUGGGAAGGCACAAGGCUUAUCUCGAUACACUGCUAUGUACAAAAAUGCAAGCCGCACAGAAACAGUUACUGCCUUCAAGAGCAGGGAGAACAGUGUUCCAGAAGAUCUGCUGCGGAGAGCCUUUGUGAAGAUGAGCACAUCUCCUGAAGCUUUCCUGGCUCUGCGGUCCCACUUUGCCAGCUCGCACGCACUGAUGUGCAUCAGUCACUGGAUACUCGGAAUUGGAGACAGACACCUGUCCAACUUUAUGAUUAACAAGGAGACAGGUGGCAUGGUGGGAAUAGACUUCGGGCACGCGUUUGGCUCAGCCACACAGUUUCUGCCUGUGCCAGAACUGAUGCCUUUCCGCUUGACACGCCAGUUUGUGAAUCUGAUGAUGCCAGUGAAGGAGUGGGGCCUCAUUUACAGCGUGAUGGUGCAUGCCCUGAGAGCUUACCGUGCGGAUCCUGAUCUCCUCAUCAGCACAAUGGAUGUGUUUGUAAAAGAGCCUUCCCUGGACUGGAAGAACUUUGAACAAAGGCAGCUGAAAAAAGGAGGCACGUGGAUUAAGGAGAUAAACACUGCUGAAGUAAACUGGUACCCUUUGCAAAAAAUCAGCUAUGUCAAAAGGAAACUUACGGGUGCCAAUCCUGCACGAAUCACUUGUGAUGAGCUGCACCUGGGCUAUGAGAAGUCACCUUCUUACAAUGACUUUGCAGCUGUUGCUCGUGGCAGCACUGACCAUAAUAUCAGAGCCAAAGAGCCAGAGGAUGAACUGUCUGAGGAGACCCAGGUGCGGUGCCUGAUAGACCAAGCGACGGAUCCCAAUGUCCUCGGCAGGGUGUGGGAAGGAUGGGAACCUUGGAUGUGAGGCUGCGCUUGAAAGUCCAGUCUGACAAGGGGAGGGAACCCUCAUACACAGCUGCAGCCAGUCCAACUUUAAGGCCAAGGAGUGAAAAGCCACUUUUAUCAUCGUUGGUUAACUUGACUAAUACAGGAAAUGUUCUUGUACUUAAACAGUGAUUUGUUUACAUGGUUCUGUAACCAAACAGCUGUAUUGGCCUCAUGUUAAAAUCAAUGUGGGAAGAAACUGGUGAAGCUGCAGAGCUUUAGGGGCAAUCUGGAAGGUGCUCCAGUCAUGCAGACCAAAGCAGGAAUUCACACCCUCUAGACUUGCAGCCAUCCUUUCAGUGAAAGUGUGUGCUUUGUUCGUUUUUGUUUUUCUUCCCAAAGAUCUUGCUGGAAACCAUUCUGCAGAUACAUUAUUUGUAAUUAAAAUGGGAAAGUUGUUCCGUCAGUAGAAACUGUAAAGCGUGCAGUACAACUAAACAGAAAAUAUCUUUUAAUGCUAGAGAACAUUGUCGUAUCUGGAUGGCUGUUUCAUUUCUGGAUGAUGAGAAAGCAGUGAUAGCACCAGUUUGUUACAGCAGUUUGGUUUUUAACAUUUAGGCAUUUUGGUCUGUGACCUCUGUACUUUAUAGAGGUCUGCAGUCCUCAUUUUUUAUUAAUGCCAAAUUAUUUCAGAAAGCCGAAGCCAAAAAGAGGCACUGACAGCACAGCAGAGAACUGCAGGCUCCUUGCCAUACCUGCAGCACAGCGAAGUAAUAGCUGUUGCACUUUGGUAUUUGCGUGUUACAAAGCUGAGGAACUGUGCGAGGUUUGGCUCUUCUUGCUGGCAGCUCUCGGUAACCUUGGUGGCAGGUACAGCACAGGCAACAAGGGGGCAAGAUAGUUCUCUUAAAACACUGUGGUUAUUUGUUACCCAGAGUUCAAUGCAGAAGAUAACUUCCAUUGAUGUUUUUAAUAAUUAUCAUAAAAGGUGUAAUAAAAGUGAGUCUUUGCCCUUUCACUGUUCAGGAGCAUUCCUUCCUGCCUCUGUGCCCAGUGCACCGCACACUGGGGAGCAGGGCCUGGCCUGGCUAAGGGAGAUGAAUUUGGGGAGGCUGCAGGCAGAGCCCUGAUGGGUGGGGAAGGGAGCUGGCAGUGGUGCAGUAACUGCUGUUUGUUACCUUGUUUCAUAUUACAAAAAAGACCUCACUUAUUGAAAAAAUAAAAAUAAGUCUUCAGAUGCGCUGCUCACUUCUUAGGUUAGUUUAGGGCACUUAGCUGAAAACAUCAGAAAUUACCCAUAGGUGCAGCUAGAGGUUAGAGGACAGGUUUUUUCCACAAGUGUGCACUGUAGUCUGUUUUUAUAUACGUGUGUGUGUGUGUUUUCAUGGGCAGCUAUAAAACAGGUGGCACUGUGACUGACGCUCGGUUCUGAAGUUGUCAGUCUACAAAUGUAAGAAAGUUAAAGCCCAAUAAAAAGCAACAUGAAAAGGCAAGGAGAUAUUUAGUGAUGAAGUGGCUGCUUGUAGGAGGUGUUAAAUGGCACUUUUGGCACAUACCUCUGAUAUAUACAAGGUACUUUGACCUGUACCAUGGAGGACAAAGUUUAGGUUUACAGUUUAACGAGGCUCUUCUCGUGGUGACUUUUGAUACCUGCAGCAGCACUGGAUGUCGCUGCUUGGCGGGUCUCUGCCGGGGCUGGAUGUAAGCAGGAAUGUGGUGCAAGUAGCUCUGACACCAUGGGCCUUGACAGCCUUUGGGAGAUGCCUACAGCACUUACAAAAACCGUUCAAAAUAAUUAUAAAAUUGGUUCUGGCCCUAAACGAAAUGCUGUAAUUUGAAGCCACAGCUACCUCAGUCCUAUUAGCAAUGUGUUUGUCAGCCUCACGAAGCAGUUGUGGAACAAAGUCUGCAUAAAACCGCUGCCUUCUCACAAGCACUUCCCAUGCAAAGUGAGUGCAAUUACCCUAAUGAGCAGUAAAUGAGCAGGCUUUCUCUGCAGCUAUAUACGCCUGAAACUAACCUCCAACAUAUGUAAAUUGCAGUUGUCAUCCAGUCCACAUUUGACUGCUUUAAAUAAAAUACAGAAGUUAAAGGGAAUUCUGAAGCUAAUCCAUGAAGGAGCAAGGAAAGCACUGACGUAAGGAAAACCUCAGGCUGCUGGGCACUGUGCUUCACAGGGUGGUUUUGUUCUGGUUCCAGAAAAGAACUAAAUGAUGCAGGGCUCAAAGGCAAGAGAUUGCCACAGGUCUCAUGAUGCACAGCACAACCUAGCAGCUGUCCACAAGUGCAGCAGGGUAUUUCCUUCCUCAGUUAAGCAGCCAGAUGUGGGCUGUAGCUGGAAGUGCAUUAGUUGUGUCUGAAAAGCUAUGCAGCCCAUUAGCUUAUACUCUCAGUAGGCUUCUGUUAGUGUACAGAGUAGUGCGCCCUUUAAGCUCACUGCUGCCAUCCCUGUCAAUCUUAUAAUUUCCCUCUAAUUAAACAUUGAACAGUCAUUUGACUGUUCAAUGUAGAGGAAAACCAACUCCAUCCUCCAGUUUCAUUUCUUAAUGACAAAGAAAUUUGGGCAUGCUGCAUGUCAUGCUCAGGUAUUUCCUAUUUCAAUCCAUCCCAUCACCCCGCUCUACAGCUGCCUUUUCCAGCCCACGAACCAGGGUUCCCCUGGAAGCUGCUCUGUCACUGAGCCAGGCGAGGCCUGCAAGGCCCUGCUGCCAUCAGCCCCUCUGGCACAGUGCCGUACAUCUGCCUGGGCAGGAGAGCUCUGGGAGGAUGGAGAGGAUUGAAGCAAGGCUGAAGCCUCGCCCCAAUUCCUUGCCUUCCCUUUGGGCCAUCCCCACAUUUAGCUCUGCACUCCCAUUCCUCAGGUUCCUGGGAGUCACAGCGGCACUGCAGAGUGAAGUGUGUCUAUUCUCUCCAGAAAACUCCCAGAGUUUCCUUGUUUCUUUUUGUCUUCUAUGCUCAAGCAAGACCGGCUCUUAUAGAAAUUCAGAUGCUUUUUAAUGCUCUGUAAAACUUACCGCAGGCAAGGAGGCUUAGUGCCUCAGGUACGCAGCAGUCUGAGUGAUCCAAGUUCCUGUCUCUUUGCCUGUGAAAGUUGAACAUGAGUCAGCAACAUGCCCCUGCAGCAAGGCAGCUGGUGGUGUCCUGGCUGCAUGAUGACGGCAUGGCCAGCAGGCCGAGGGGUGAGCUGAAGCUGCAGCUGGAGCACAGAGCUCAGGUCUGGAUCCUCAGUACAAGAGAGACCUGGCCCUGACACAACACAGGGCCUCCUGUGAGGAGAGGCUGAGAGAACCGGGCCUGUUUAGCCUGAAGGAAUCUCCUGGGGAUCUCACCAGUGUCAAUAAAUACCUGAAGGGAGGGAGCAAUGAAGCCAGACUCUUUACGGUAGUUCCUAGUGCCAGGAUAAGAGGCAAUGGACACAAACUGGAACACAGGACGUUCUCUCAGAGCACCAGGAGCACUUCUGUGCUGUGCAGGUGACGGAGCACUGGCACAGGCUGCCCAAAGGCUGUGUGUGGCUCUGUUGCUCAGAGACCUUCAGCAGCUGCCAGGAUGUGGGCCUGGGCCCCUGAUCUGGUGUUCCUGCUCCUGGGGCAGGAGUUGGGCCCAAUGGACCCAGAGGGCACUGCCAGCCUCAGCCAUUCUGGGGUGCUGUGAAAUUGUUCAUGCAACAAAACUGCUGAAGUGGAGUGCAAGUAAGUCCUAUGGGGAGCAGUUGAGGGAACUGGGAUUGUUCAAUCUGGGGAGGAGAAAGCUCGGGGGGAGACCUUGUUGCUCUCUACAAUCGCUUACAAGGAGGUUGUAGCAAGGUGCGGAUCACUCUUCUCCCAGGUUACUAGCAAUAAGACAAAAGGUAAUGACCUGAAAUUUUGUCAGAAGAUGUUCAGGUUGGAUAUUAGGGGAAAAAAAAAACCUCGGAAAGAGUGGUGAGGCAGUGGCACAGGCUGCCCAGGGAGGUGGUGGAGUCACCAUCUCUGAAGUGUUCAACAAACACAGAGAUGUGGCACUGAGGGGGUGGCUGGCAGUUGGAUCAGAUGGUCUUUUAGAAGUCUUUUCCAACCUUAAUGACUCUAGAACUCUAUGCAAACAGCUUCUGAGGCUUCAGAAGAAUGUGGCUGUAUUCCUGCCUUGAAUCCCCGAAUCCUGUUUACUUUGGUAAACAGCAUCACUUUUACUUGCUUAGAUGCCUCCGAGCUUCACACGUGAGGAGGAAGCGCUGAGAACCGCCACCUGAGCCGGGCUCCAGCAGUCACCUGCUGGAACGCCGGGACGAAGGCAGCCAGGGCAAGGCUGCUUCUUUACGAAGAAUACGAAGGCAGCAGCUCGUGCCCCUUUCCCACCUCAGAGCCGCGCCGGCUGCCCGCACAGCGGGGCUCUGCGUCCGAGCGCUCGCCUCGCGCCUCGGGAGGGCGCUGGGGUGCUGGGAGCGGGGCCGAGCGGAGCCGCCGCGGCCCCGGUGGGACGGGGCGACGCGAGGAGGGGGCAGGAGCCGGGGACCCGGCAUCUCCGCCUCCCUCCGUCCCCCCGGGGCCGCCAGGUGGCAUCGCUCGGCGGCGCCCGAGGGAAGGCGGCGUGCAGGUGCCAAGGGAGGAGCCGCGCGGACAGGGGCCGGCAGCACCUCACCCUUUCCCACCCCUCCGCGCACACACGCACACCCGAGGGGCAGGGACGAGCCCGGCCGCCUCCCCCUCCUCCUCCUCCUCCUCCUCCUUCACGGCCUCGCACCCCACCCGCUCCCGCCUCCGGGUCCCCGGGGGUGCCGGGAACACCCCGCGCCCGUCACUGGGACGGGAGGCGGGGCCGCCGCCGUAUAAGAAGGCACCGAGCGGCCGCCUGCACUGCCAGGUCCCGAGACGCGCCCGCGGGGAGCAGCGCCCGGCGCAGCGCAGCACAGCGCAGCGCAGAGCAGCACGGCAGUCCGGAGCCGCUCCGCAGCCCGGUAGCGCUCCGCAGCCCGGAGCCGCAGGCAGCAGCCCGGCCCCGCUCCCCUCCGCCCGUCGGACGCUGUGGAGCCGCGAGCGGCGCGCAGCAGCGGGUGGUGC